AUGACAACGUCCAAUUUACAAAAAUUAGUUGGCAUAAAAUUAAUAUCUGAUAUGCUACGAUGUGAUUCUGUUCGGCAAAAAGAAAAAGGUGAUUGGAAAGUUUUAGUUAUGGAUCGCUUAGCUACGAGAAUUAUAUCAGCAUCGUGUAAAAUGCAUGACAUCAUGUCCGAAGGAAUUACAAUUGUGGAAGAUAUUAUGAAAAGACGUGAGCCAUUAGGAAUGCUCGAAGCUGUUUAUUUUAUUCAACCAAAUGAAAAAUCUGUCAAUGAACUUAUUAAUGAUUUUGAUAAGAGCCAUGCAUUAAUACCCAAGUAUAAAGCUGCACAUGUAUUUUUUACUGAAGCAUGUAAUUCCGAAUUAUUUACAAAAUUAACCCAAUCAAAAUGCGCAAAAUAUAUCAAAACAUUACGAGAAGUGAACAUCGCAUUUCUACCAUAUGAACGUCUAGCAUUUACACUUGAUUCACCUGAUACAUUUUAUAUUACAUAUAAUUCAACACCAGUUCCGCAACGAGCUGCACAUCUCGAUGUUAUUGCGGAACAAAUUGCUACUCUAUGUGCAACACUCGGAGAAUAUCCAACAAUAAGAUAUCGAGUAGAGAAUGAAAAAAUGACUGAAUUUGCUCAUGCUGUUCAACAAAAAUUAAAUCAGUAUAAAGCCGAUGAUGCGACUAUGGGCGAAGGCGUUGAUAAAGCAAAAUCUGUUUUAAUUCUGUUGGAUCGUGGUUUUGAUGCUGUUUCACCACUACUUCAUGAAUUAACAUACCAAGCAAUGGCACACGAUUUAUUAAAAAUAGAGAAUGAUGUUUUUGAGUAUGAAGUUCAAACACCCGGUGCUGAUCAAAAACUCAGUCCAGUACAAAAACAAAAAGUUCUACUAGAUGAGAAUGAUGAACUUUGGACAGAGCUUCGUCAUCAACAUAUUGCUGUUGUUACACAGAGUAUCACAAAAAAGAUCAAAGAUUUUGCAGUACAAAAACGUGUCAAAGAAUCUGAUCGUGCCGAACGUACAACAAUGAAAGAUCUCUCGUUAAUGAUUAAGAAAAUGCCACAAUAUCAAAAAGAAUUAAAUGCAUAUGCACUUCAUUUUAAUAUUGCUGAACAAUGUAUGAAUGCUUACAAUAGAGAUUCAGGAGAAAAAUUAUGUUCUGUUGAACAGAACUUAGUCAUGGGUGUUGAUCCUGAAGGUGAACGAAUCAAAGACCAUAUGCGUAAUAUUGUACCUUUAUUACUUGAUACUGCCAUUACCAUUGAAGAUAAAUUACGUAUUAUAAUGUUGUAUAUUUUACAUAAAAAUGCUUAUUGUUGUACAACACCCGAUGCAUACGGCAUAACGGAAGAAAAUUUAAAUAAAUUAUUAAGUCAUGCAUUCAUUCCUUCGGAAAAGAAGAAUAUUAUAGCAAAUUUGCAAUAUCUUAAUUUACAAAUUCUUCAAGAUCAAAGUCGACGUGAGAGUGGAGUCUCACCAGAUCUAGGCAGAGCAACUGCUUUGCACGUGGCUUCGGAAUUAUUUAUAAAAUCCUCGGGGGGCGGAAGACGUAAAAAUAUUCCACAACCAAGAAAAGAACGUUCUGAACCGACUUAUACGAAUUCAAGAUGGACACCUUAUGUAAAAGAUAUAUUGGAGGAUAUUAUCGAUGAUAAACUCGAUUCAAGACAAUUUCCAUCGAUUGGUGGACAGAAAACUCUUCCAACUGCGCCUAUAGUUCAAAGUUCACGAGAUGUCGGUUGGAUUCAAUCUCGUCGGGGUGCAACUCGCUCUGGUCCACGUAUAAUUGUAUUUAUACUUGGUGGUGUCGCUUAUAAUGAACUUCGUUGUGCCUAUGAGGUUACACAAAGUAAUUUAAAAAAGUACGAGGUAUUUAUUGGUGGCGAUCAAAUAUUAACUCCUAAACAAUUUCUUCGUAAUCUCGAAAUGAAAUUACGACAAGAGGAUGAACAGUAG
This is a messenger RNA of Rotaria socialis, 1944 nucleotides long. NCBI's taxonomy places the organism in Eukaryota, Metazoa, Rotifera, Eurotatoria, Philodinida, Philodinidae. The record is from the annotation of a GenBank genome assembly.